UAAAGGCCGCUUAGGUGACCGGACCGGCCGGAUCUGACACAGGAACUCCGUGGUGCAAUGCAAAGUCUCGUGUUUGCUCGCAGCCCUCCCAAACCUCAGUUCGCCGGCUGGCUCCUGCAGCAGGUGGAGACGGGCCAGUACAGCGGCCUCUGCUAUGUGGAGCAAAACAAGUUCAGAGUCCCCUGGAAGCACAACUCCAGAAAGGACUGCAAUGAUGAGGACAGCAAAAUAUUCCGGGCCUGGGCAGUGGCCAGCGGGAAAAUCAAGGAGUUCCCCAACAACAAGGCCAGGUGGAAAACCAACUUCCGCUGCGCUAUGAACAAUCUCUCCACGCAGUUCAGGAUGAUAAAAGACAAUUCCAAAAAUCCGGACGACCCUCACAAAAUCUAUGAGAUCGUCAACACCGAGGGUAAGACGGCCAGGUCAGGAAACCACGAGGGCCUCCCCGCUCAAAACUCCCACGAGGAUUCAGACAUGGCUCCGGACAUCUUCAUCUCCCCCACAGAGGAGUUCCCCUCACACAAUCUGCUUAAUCAUUUCGAGGCUUUGGAUCUGGGCGCCCAACCAACAGGGGAGGAAAUGUGGGAAAAUAGCUAUGUCCAACAUAACCCAGCUAUCCUUGGAAGUUAUCAAGCUGCAGCCGAGAACCUCCCACAGCUCCUACCAGAGGGUCAGUCGCCCUACAUCGAGGCAAAUCCUACCCCAGUCUUCGGUUUACCUCAGCAGCCAAAUCUGUGUGACCUGGAGAUCUCCAUCCACUACAGGAAACGAGAGGUGUUAAAGAGGACACUGACGGCCAACCUCCUCCAGCUCCACUACAACCACGAAGUCCCUGACUUCAGCGGACAUAAGAUCUGCUUCCCCACCACUGCGGAUCUGCUGGACCACAAACAGAUUGAAUACACCAACCGCAUACUAAACAGCAUCCAGCGCGGCCUGUUCCUGGAGGUACGAGAUACGGGGAUCUACGCUUGGAGGCAGGACAGAUGUCAUGUGUUUGCCAGCACCAGUGACCCCAGCGUUGCCCAUCCAAACCCUCAGAAAUUGCCCCAGAACACCAUGGUGGAGCUCCUCAGCUUUGAAAAGUAUGUUGAUGAACUCAAACAGUUUAAGGAAAACCGUGGAGGCUCUCCUGAGUACACCAUCAACAUGUGCUUUGGAGAAAAGUUCCCUGAUGAAAAAUCUCUGGAAAAGAAGCUCAUCGUGGUGAAAGUGGUGCCUCUGAUCUGCCGGUACUUCCAUGACAUGGCCCAGAUUGAGGGGGCGUCCUCUCUUCACAGCACCAACGUCAGCCUUCAGAUUUCACACAACAGCCUCUUUGAUCUCAUCAGCUCUGUGUUUACCCUGCCAACGGCUGAGGAGCUGUCGGCCGCCAUACCUUACGCCGACCACUUCUGAAAUCUGAUCCCUGUUCACUCCCUUGUCUGAAGCUCUGCUGAGAAAAAGCUGAUCCGGCGACCUGAAAGCGUCACUCCUGCUAAAAGACAAAUGAGCUGAAUUCAAGUGGCUGCCGAGGACUUUGGCACAGUUAAUCAUCAGGACGUUUAAUGAACUGCUUUUCACUUUAAGUGCACACACUGACCAUUCACUACAUGCUACUCGAUUAGAAAUAAGCUUUACAACACACUGACUGUUACAUUCCUGAGCUCAAAGCUAAAACGGCUAGCGCACACACCUUUAUGAUCACUGUAGAUGUUUGUUUCCCUCAUGACCAACUGGCAAAUAUGGUUAAGUUUUACUUUUCUAGUAGGUCUUGCUUAUCGAGUACAUAUUUAUAGAACCUUUAAAGAUGUAAAUCUAUCUUAAGUCAACACGUUUGUUUUUUUUACGUGGGUCAGAUGUCAUUGUCUCAUUUGUGUGACGUUAGAAUCCUGUUAACUUUAAAAAAAAAUCUUAUUCUGCUGAAUGUCUCCUUCGUCACACAGAAAUUACAUUGUACACUGUGAUAAAUAACUUGUAAAUGCUAAGAACAGAGAUGUUCUAUCAAUAACGGAUCUCCUGUAUCACUGUAUUUCCACAAUGUUUGGAAACUGUAAAAUGUUAAUAAAAUGUUUAAAACUUGAAAAUCAAACAGUUCCUUUUUUCCUCCCAGCACACAAGGCAUCAGA
Menidia menidia (Atlantic silverside) is the source of this 2108-nucleotide messenger RNA. The record is from the annotation of a GenBank genome assembly. NCBI's taxonomy places the organism in Eukaryota, Metazoa, Chordata, Actinopteri, Atheriniformes, Atherinopsidae.